Molecule: messenger RNA, 961 nt
Organism: Morus notabilis
Lineage: Eukaryota; Viridiplantae; Streptophyta; Magnoliopsida; Rosales; Moraceae
Product: U6 snRNA phosphodiesterase
Exons: 7
Coding region: 1-897 (298 amino acids)
Biological process (GO): U6 snRNA 3'-end processing
Cellular component (GO): nucleus
Molecular function (GO): 3'-5'-RNA exonuclease activity
Source: RefSeq, a predicted model, not a curated record
AUGAAUCGCGAAUUUUUAGUAGUGGCAGUAGCUUUAGCCGCUUUGCCGCCCAAGGACACUUGGCAAGCUUCUUAUGGCGGCGACUCAGACUCCGAGUCCCCAACUCAGUUUUCUCCGCCGACUAUUUCCCAGGAAUCGUCUCCUCUUCCUCUUCCUCCACCUCCUCUCUCGCUCCUUAACCCGCCCAACUCCCUCGGGUCUCUGGAUUAUUCUCCCAGCGGGCAGCCCAGCAGAGUUAGGAGUUUUCCUCACGUUGAAGGGAACUAUGCUUUACAUGUCUAUAUCCCAGUAAAUAUACCAUCUGCGCCAAAGAAAGAUAUGGUUUUGUUCUUGAAGAGAGUUGCUCGUCUUGUGCCUGGUCUUUACGUGGUCGACGUUGAUGUCCCACUUGACGCUCUUUGCAAAGAUGAUGACAAGCUUGAGCAGGUUGCUUUGGGAAGGAAAUUCCACAUAAGCUUAGGCAGAACUGUCCCGAUCCGAGCUCACCAGAUUGACUCUCUGGUGACAAUGCUCCGUCAGAAGCUUCAGUUUCAGGGGCGGUAUUGGAUUGAUUUUAACAAGUGGGAAGUUUUUGUUAAUGAUGAUGGUACACGCACUUUUCUGUCUAUGGAAGUCACUGCAAAGGGUUUAGCCGAGGUUACUAAGCAGAUUCAAGCCGUCAAUGAGGUCUAUAAGCUUCACAAUUUACCUGAGUUUUACGAGGAUCCACGCCCUCAUAUAUCUUUAGUAUGGGCAUUGGGGGACAUUAGCAAUUCCUUGAAGAGUGCGGUUCAAGCAGAACGGAGAUUAGCUGUUGGGGGCUCACAAAAACAAAGCAUUUUUACCAGUAAAUUCAGCGGUAUCAAGUGUAGAAUUGGUAAAAAAUCAUACAAGAUAUGUAAAUUUUCAGAAACAUGAAAAAAUUGUAUUCUAGUUGCCUCUUUGGCUAAUUACUUCCAUAAUCAUGCUUUACAAGUCCUAU